Pezoporus occidentalis (night parrot) is the source of this 3615-nucleotide messenger RNA. It is a transcript of the gene FGL1, whose product is annotated as fibrinogen like 1. NCBI's taxonomy places the organism in Eukaryota, Metazoa, Chordata, Aves, Psittaciformes, Psittacidae. The record is from RefSeq and is a predicted model, not a curated record. Gene Ontology annotation, biological process: blood coagulation. The transcript has 8 exons. Bases 144 to 1085 code for a protein of 313 amino acids.
ACUCAUAGCAGAUGUAAGCCUCAACUCUACAGAAUUUAAUAGCAAAAACAACCACAGCCUGGGAAGGGCUGUAGAAUUAUUUGCAUCAGCUUGAGAAGAUUUAUCAACUUUGAGUUCUGUCCAGAGGGAAAAGCUUCCGAAGAAUGAAGAUAUUGAUAAUGAUUGAUUUUGUCCUUGCAGCUAACUUCAUGGAUGCCACUGGCAGUUCUGAUCUACAGAACUGUUUUCAAGAGCAGAUACGACUUCAGGGCCAAGUUAGGCUUCUGGAACAUCGUGUGAAACAGCAGGAGUUAAAAAUUAUACGGCUUUUAGAGAAGAAAGAGAUUCAGUACAGUGACAGAGGAGAUGAAAAGAGUGUCAUUGACUUGGGAGGAAAAAGACAGUAUUCAGAUUGUGCAGAAAUCUACAAUGAUGGCCAUAAGCAAAGUGGAUUUUAUAAGAUGAAACCUAUCCAGAGUCCUACUGAAUUCCUUGCCUUCUGUGACAUGUCUGAAGGGGGUGGUUGGACUGUUUUUCAGAGACGUUCUGAUGGCAGCCAGAAUUUUGAUAGAGUCUGGACUGACUACGAAGAAGGAUUUGGAAAUUUUGUUUCAAAAAAUGGUGAAUAUUGGCUUGGAAAUAAAAAUCUUCAUUAUUUGACUAAUCAAGGGAACUAUACUUUAAGAAUUGAUCUAACUGAUUUUGAAGGAGAACGGCGGUUUGCACAAUAUGCAAGAUUCAGAGUUGCAGGUGAAGAGUAUUCUUAUGAGAUGAAUUGUGGUGAAUACUCUGGUACAGCUGGUGAUUCCCUUACUGGUGGAUUUCAUCCUGAAGUAAAAUGGUGGGCUGAUCAUCGAGGAAUGAAAUUCAGUACUAGAGACAGGGAUAAUGACAACUAUGAAGGCAACUGUGCUGAAGAGGAAAAUGCUGGCUGGUGGUUUAACAGGUGUCAUUCUGCCAACUUGAACGGUUUGUACUACAAGGGUCCCUAUACUGCAAAGACAGACAACGGGAUCGUUUGGUACACUUGGCAUGGGUGGUGGUAUUCUCUGAAAUCUGUUGUCAUGAAGGUCAGACCAGCAGACUUUGAACCUAAUAUUGUUUAAGUAUUUUAUUAAAACGAUUUAUCUGGUUAAUUUUUCAGCAAAUCAGUCCAAAUUAAAACAGACGGGCAAGUUUUUGCUUCUGAUCUAUGCAUAUAUAAAUCUGGAAUAAUUUCUCUGUAACCAGUAGUUUUAGGAGAUGUAAACGAGAAGAAAAUAUGGCUUAUGAAUCUGUAUACAAAUACUUACACUACUGUGUGUACAGGCUUUUUUGAAAAAGGCAGACAUUCACCUAGGAAUAAGGACAUCUUCAUCAACAUGGAGAAUUUUUAGCUUCUGCAGUAACUAAAAAUCCUUUCACCUUUAAAUAAAACAGUAUUGUCACAGUGUUGACUCAAAAAUUAAAAUGAAUUGUACUUAUUACAACAAAAAACUAUUUAAAUGUAAGUGUAAGGCUGGUUUACUCAGUAGACGGAACAUACUUUCUUUAGAAUGGCUCAAGGCUUUGGAAGUGAGCUGCCUGUAAAUUCCUCUGAUUUAUUUGUUGCAUGUGUUGUGUACAUAGCACACAUAGUAAGUAUAAAGAAUGAGGCAGGGAACUGAAGGAAGAGAAGGGAUGCUACCAGGCUAGAAUCAAUUGAACCCAGUGUACAGAAGUGGAUUGUCUGUUAUUGCUGAGCCAUUUCUAGGGCUGGUCACAUCACUAAAAUCUGACAUUUUUAGAUGGUCAGUAGUUAUGUGUUUCUUCUUCUUGGUAAUCACCAUUAUACUUUUUUUUUUUUUUUUUAAUAACAAAACCCGAUCUUUAAGGUAUUGACAUUUAGAAUUUACCAAAAGGCUAAAUAACAAAAGCUGCAACUAAUUUUAAUGGGACCUAUGCUGCGAACAUAACGCAUGUGUAGAGGGAAGUGUAUUUUAUGUGCAACUAAAACCUGGCAUUUUAGAGGCUCUUAGCACUUGACUCUAUAUAAAUUUUUACUUUCUUUAUGUAUCUGUCAAACUGCACAACUCUCCAAAUUCAGAUGUCUUGUUCAGUCACUUCAAAGUGGUUCUGAUUCUAGGCCUAUUACCUUCUUCUUUUCCACGCUUUAGUAAAUCCCUGUACCCCUGCAAGAGAGGACCAAUGGAAAGCUCUACAACUGCUUAUUUGGAGCCUUGUUUGAUCAGUUAAACUAAAUUAAAUUCUGUAUCUGACAGGAAGGCAUACCAGCCUGUGUGUGUGUGUGUAUACAUAUGUACUUACAUACAGAUAUGUAUGUUCAGCAUUCAACAUUAUAACAGAACAUGUGAUGUGCAUUCCUAUCCAAUUUUAUUACAGAAUUUAAAAUGGGUUCCCAUGUAACUCUAUGAGCAGCAAUGUAAGUAUAGAUCAUUAAUAAUAUGAUGGAAGGUUUGGAAUGGUUUAAAAAGAUGUCGUUAGUACAGUAUUUCCCAUCAUAAUUUUCAAUUUUUUUUUUUGCUACUUUUAAGAGAAAGAUUUAAUUCCUUGCAAAAACAUGGGUGUCAUUAUGUAGAAAUUGCAAAAACAUCCUUAGCUUUUCACAGGAAAAUGGAAAGAUUAGCUCAUUUAUUUGUGGAGUAUCAAGACACAUCUUAUUCCACAUAAUUAAAAUAAAAGACAUGGAGGAUUUAAGUACAGCAAAGCUGGAUCUCUAGCACACACACACAAAAGACUCUAACCAUGUGCAUAUUGUGCUUGUAAAAUUGCAGCAAUUUUUUCCUUUGCUGCAGCAUAAAUCCAUCCUCUACUUAGGAAAAUACUAAUGAAAUCUUUCAGCUGAGUUAGGGUGCUUUUGUCAUAUUCUGACAUAAAAAUGGACUCCCUUUCUCUGUUGGAAAUCAUAAAUGAGGGAGGAUUAAAUCUUCAUUUUUACAUUUUACAAUGCAUUUAUAUUCAGCCUAAAGGACUGAAUGCUCUUUAGAACAAGGACUGUGAUAUACUAGCUGUCUAAAAUGCAUCCGGUAUACUGCUAGCAACGUGAAAAUACAGUAUUCUUGCCACCUUCCUAUGGCCUUUCUUUAUGUAAUAAAUCUUUUUGGCCACAUGAAAAACAUGUCAAAGUGUUGUAAUUCAAAAUGGUCAUAUAAUUGUUCUCAAAUAAAGAAACCCCUUAUUUUCAAAAGGCAAGUUUAAAUAGCUACUACGCAAGACAGUAGACCUUGGAAGAGAAUUCUUUAGCUGGCUUGCCUGUUCUUAUUAAUUUAUUUCUUCAACAGGUAUGAACAUGUUCUAAGGUAGUCUUUAUUUUUACAAGAUAGCAGAACAAAGGCCAGGCGUUAGACAGAACAACAUAAUAACUCCCAAAUAGUUGAGAAUGAAUACAUACCAUUUGAUAUAAAUCAUAUAAUGCAACAGGAGAAGAAUCAAGACAGUAACAAGGAAAAUGUUUGUCAGUCAUGAUUUAAUAAAGAACAUAAUGAUAGCUACCAUCAACAUGUAAUCAGAAAUACAUCUUACUGUAAUAUCUGUUCAAGGGAAACACCUUUCUAUCUUCAGUUGAAUAUUUCUCUUUUCUUCCAUUUGCUAAACAUAUCAGACAUUAAAAGAAUGGAAACUACAAGCCUAGAUGAUUUAAAAGAUCAGUGAAAAAGC